Umbelopsis ramanniana AG is the source of this 488-nucleotide messenger RNA. RefSeq lists its product as uncharacterized. The record is from RefSeq and is a predicted model, not a curated record. Lineage: Eukaryota; Fungi; Mucoromycota; Umbelopsidomycetes; Umbelopsidales; Umbelopsidaceae. The transcript is spliced from 2 exons. The coding region runs from base 116 to 394 and encodes 92 amino acids.
CAGAGUUUUUGCUCUUGCCAGCACAGCGUUUCACUCAAACUUGUUCUUCCCAGCACACGGUACUUCUUCCCUUUUGGUUCAUCCUCCCAUCGGAAUAAAGUGGAUCGUCCUAUCCAUGCACGCUAUUCUUGGAUUCAAUGCAAUUGGAUCCUUCACAUCACUAUCCUUCCAAGCAUCCCUUACCUUAGAGGUACUAAAAUUGCUCCUCAAUAGUCGGUUCAAAGGAAAGAAAGGCAGCACAUUUUCAAGUCGAAUUUGCAUACGUUUCGGCAGAACAUAUGCAAACGCGGGUGGCAUUGCCCUACAGGAUUUAUUGCUGGCGACUGCUCUGCCUACUGUAGCUGUGUUGCUUUUGCAAUUAAAUUAUGUGCUAUGCGAGCGUGCGGAGUUUUGAACCCAGGCACAGGUUGGCAACUCCAUGUCUAGGUGCUGCAACAGAUUGAUGGAUACAAGUAUUUCUUCCAUGCCCGUAAAAAGCUCAAAAGGAU